UACUCCUAUGAAAAAUCGGUUUUAAGAAUAAAGAAAAAAUAAAAUUCGAUUGCCUUUCAAGUUUCACCCAUUAGUAUAAGAUUUGUGGCUGGCUCUACACUCGCCGCCGCUCUCUGCAACAGUCUCACCCAUUUCUCCGCAAAAAUGGUUGUCCCUCCCCCAGUAAGGGCUGAAAGAGUGACGAAGUUUCUCAAACCAUACGUCCUAAGGAUGCACUUCACCAAUAAGUAUGUGAACGCACAAGUUGUCCACACACCAACUGCAACAGUGGCUGCUGCUGCUAGCACGCAAGAAAAAGCCCUAAGGUUGGCCAUGGAGAAGGAGAAAGAGAGCACUAGAGAUGUCGCUGCUGCUGCAAAGAUCGGCAGGAUACUCGCACAACGGCUGCAGGUCAAAAACAUACCAGCUGUUACAGUGUUCUACAACAGAGAUCAAAAGUACCAUGGCAAGGUGAAAGCAGUAAUUGAUCAGUUAGUAAAUGCAGGGGUGAAAUUGAUAUGAAUCCAACGUUGGCAUUUUUGUUAAUCUUGCAUCUGAUGAUGGUUGUGAAUCUUGCAUCUAAUAUAUCACUUAGUACUUGCAUUUUUGAAUAUUUCUGGCUCUAGAAUUCAAUGUUUUAAAUAAGCAUUGCCAGUAUCAUUGUUCA
Salvia hispanica is the source of this 646-nucleotide messenger RNA. Its product is annotated as Ribosomal L18p/L5e family protein. The record is from RefSeq and is a predicted model, not a curated record. Lineage: Eukaryota; Viridiplantae; Streptophyta; Magnoliopsida; Lamiales; Lamiaceae. Gene Ontology annotation, biological process: translation. Gene Ontology annotation, molecular function: 5S rRNA binding; structural constituent of ribosome. Gene Ontology annotation, cellular component: ribosome.